This is a messenger RNA of Triplophysa dalaica, 1539 nucleotides long. RefSeq lists its product as uncharacterized. The transcript has 6 exons. The record is from RefSeq and is a predicted model, not a curated record. Bases 108 to 845 code for a protein of 245 amino acids. NCBI's taxonomy places the organism in Eukaryota, Metazoa, Chordata, Actinopteri, Cypriniformes, Nemacheilidae. Gene Ontology annotation, molecular function: peroxiredoxin activity.
UGAUCCGCGAUGAUUGGCUAUAGAUCGUCUGAACAGCCAUUGCGUGCUGUCUGUCACAAACAUAAACACAAGGAAUCACAAGCGAGAUUGCAGCGUAAAGUUUUACAAUGUCGGUACGAAGCAUUUUGAAGGUUAUUCACCGCUCUAAUUUCGGGUCAUUGCACUUGCGUGUCCCUGUAAGCAGGAUUUGUGUAAAAUCACCAGCUACUCUCACACAUCACAGGAGCAGCAGUUCAGAGGGCAUCAGCAGGUAUCCUGUGCCCAACAAGAAGAAUCUGCCUUUUGAUAUUGUUGAGCUGAUGGAGGAAGUCGAACAGAAGGGUGGAUUUGUACCCAACGUCUUCAAGGUUCUGUCACAUCGUCCUGCUGAAUUUCGAGCUUUCUUCUCUUAUUAUAAUGCUCUCAUGAACAAGGAAAGUGGUGGUCUGUCGAAAGCAGAUCGAGAGCUGAUUGUUGUCGCAACCAGUGCUGACAAUCACUGCCUGUAUUGUGUCGUAUCCCACAGUGCAUUGCACCGCAUCUAUUCUAAAAAACCUAUGCUGGCCGACCAGGUGGCAGUGAAUUACAAAGUAGCAGAUCUGACCUCCCGUGAGCGAGCCAUGCUUGACUUUGCUCUGAGAGUAUGUAAGAGCCAAACAAUAACUGAAGAACAUUUCAGGACCCUGGAAACUCAUGGUUUUGAUCGAGAAGAUAUCUGGGACAUUUCUGCCAUUGCUGCCUUCUUCGCCAUGUCGAACCGUUUGGCCCACUUGACUGAUAUGAGACCUAAUACAGAGUUCUACAACAUGGGCCGGGUGCCAAGAGACAAAGCAAACCCCUCUGACCAGCAGGUGAAAGGAGAUUAGACUUGAUAAAAGUUCACAAUUUCACAGCAGCAGGGGAGAGAAUAUCUAAAUUUCCAGCUGCAAAAAAAACAUUACUGAAUAAAUGUAUAUUUCUGAUAACAAUUGUGACUCAUUUGAAUGUUUUCAUGAAUGAUAUCUCCGUCACUUGUAAUCCGAUUUAAAUCAUAAUAAUUGUUAUUAGUAUUUUUUUAGCAACAUCCUUUACACGUCAGUACUGUGAAGAAUUGCUUAAACGAUCAAAUAGCCCAAGAACCUUUUUUGUAGCAAAAAGAUUUUUGGGCCAUAGGAUUUAUUGACUAAUAGGCAAAGUUAUAAUAAAGUAGUAAUUUAUAGAGCAGUGCUAGUGUUUCCAGUACUGAGCUUUCCUGUAGCUCAGUUGUAAGAGCAUUGCGUCUAACAACGCAAGGUUGUGGGUUCGAUGACAGGGGAUGGCAAAUACCUAUGUAAAAUGUAUAGGAUAAAGCAAUGUAAGUCGCUUUUGAUAAAUGCGUCUGCCAAAUGCCUAAAUGUAACGUAAAUGUAAUGUUUAAAAUGUACUGACAUCUAUAUAACGUUUUGAUUUAUGUAUUUGGUUGUAUAUUAAAUAUAACAUUUUUAGCAAAUAAAUUGUAUCAAAGUUAGAAAAAAGUAGUGUUGUUAGUACAGUUUGCCUUUAAAAUGUAACAGUGUAAACAUUAAAAACCUCCUGACUUUG